This is a messenger RNA of Didymosphaeria variabile, 2016 nucleotides long. RefSeq names its product AMSH/STAMBP protein ubiquitin specific-protease (gene SST2). The transcript has 4 exons. Bases 1 to 2016 code for a protein of 671 amino acids. Gene Ontology annotation, biological process: intracellular signal transduction. The record is from RefSeq and is a predicted model, not a curated record. NCBI's taxonomy places the organism in Eukaryota, Fungi, Ascomycota, Dothideomycetes, Pleosporales, Didymosphaeriaceae.
AUGUCUACGAACACAGCUCUGCUUCCUCACACACGCUCCUCCGCCGCCGCCACCCUACCCCCAAACGCCAACGCCCGCCCUGAACCCCAGGCCGCCGUCCCGCACCCCACGACGCCCGCCUCGUCUGACAGAGCCGCUGCUGCCCAAGCCAGCUCGUCCACAGCGCCUGCCACUGCUCAAAAACAGCCCGUCACUCGCCGGUCGACUCUCGCCUCGCGCUUUCCGCUCCUACGCAAGUCGAGCGGCUCCCACGUCCGCACCACCAGCAGCUCGCACGCCCUUCCAACCUCUUUCCUCGCCCCGGCUGCCCCGCGUGCCUCGACGUCCUCUUCUCGUGGCCGCAUCGACACGCCCACACCAGACCUCCGUUCCCGCGAGUCUUCUACCAGCGCCAGCAUCAGGUCUAGCCGCGAGCCCGACAGCACUGCCAGCGAUCGCUCUAGGUCUGCCCUCUCCGCAGCCUCGAUCCCGAACACGUCUCUCGACAGCGAGCCCACCGGCAAGCUGGACAAGCUCCCACAGCCCACAAAGGCAGCCAAAGCAGGCGACAAGAAGAUGCAUCAAACCUCCUCACGGCUCCUCCGCAUGACGGACGAUGAGCGCCCAUACACCAGGGAUUUCAAGGAUCUCUUCUCCACGCUGAUGGUGUCAUUGCCGCUCACCCCGCAUCGCGUGCGAUUCAGGAUGAUCGACUUCACCUUCACUUCUGACGAGGCUAUAACGAACCUGGGCUCCCUGAAGUUCUCGCAGUCCAACCGCAUGCCGGAUCCCAAAGAUGCUUCUCGUGUUGUUACUACGACUACAACUACCACGUUCUCCAUGGCUAAAGAGAUGGCCCGCUCAGUUUGCACGAGAUUCUAUGAGGCGAAAUUCAUCGAGUCGGUUGAGGGCAAAUUUGACUUCAACAACAAGAGCUCAGUGUGGCAACUUACACCGAAAGGCAUCCACAUCCUAGAACGCUUCUGUGCACGCAACGGCAUCCAGUCCACUCAUGUGAAGUCUGUCAUUGAAUCCAAUCGCAAUCCGCACCAGCUUGUCAUUCUCGAGCGCAGCACGGACACCGACAAGUUGCACCACGAUGAGCAGACGGUCGAGAUCAUCUUCCGUCGCUUCGUCGGAAACAGCGCAAACGAAACCUCGUCGGAUUCCGAUUCGAUUCAUGAGUUUGGCAAGUGCGACGUAGGCGUACGGACUAUCAAGCACAAGCCGACACAAAGCCGGCCGUAUGAGCACACGUUCAACGGGAGGAGCGCAGCUGAGUGGCUUAUGGACUGUUCCACCAUGGUCGACCGUCGCGAAGCUAUUGAGAUUUGUUCCAUGUUUCUUCAAUUAGGACUGAUCGCUCCGGUCGACGCACGCAACUCGUCUGAGAAAUUCCAGCCUGCGAAGCAAGUGCAGUAUUACAUCACACAGCAUGGCGAGCGUAUUGCUGGGUGGAACCUCAGUGAAGACACGACAGCGCCGGCAGAUUUGAAUGCUGCCAAAGCUCGAGACGGCGCUGCUCGUGACUCCAACAGCAACCGGACGAACGUCAUCAUCCGCAACCCGUCUUGGCGCCUGUUGUACCGCGAGUUUCUGAAGGAGACUAUGUGUGAAGAAAAUCUGUCUUUCUAUAUCGAGGUACAGGACUUCAACUCGCAGUAUCGAGCAGCCGUGAAUGCCACGGGUGACAACAAGAUCGAGACAAUUCGCGAAACUUUGGCUGCUGCAUAUGGUCUAUACAACGCUUUCCUUGCCCCAGGCUCACCGAACGAGCUCAACAUCGACCACGCCCUCCGCACGCAACUAGCCACCCGCAUGACCCGCGCCGUUGGCGACGAUACCGCUAUGAUGCAAAGCUUGGUAGAGGUUGCGUCGCUAUUCGAAAAGGCGCAGAACUCGAUAUUCAAGCUGAUGUCCAGCGAUUCUGUUCCCAAAUUCAUCAAGCACCCCAAGUAUGGCCCGCAAUUGCGUGGACUCGAUGCGGCCGCAGCUGCCGCCUACGCAGCCACAUCAGGAACAUCCGCUCGAGCAUAA